AUGGAGCGGGCGCUGGGGCUGCCCGCAGAAGAGGACCUCUUCCACAAGAGCCUUGCCGCCUCGGCCAAGCGCAUGGAGUCUGCCUUCCGCUCGCCCCCGGGGCUCGACCUCUCCCACCCCCGCGACCGCCAGCCCUCGCCGCUCGCCUGCUACGAGGCGGCGGAGCCCGAGGCGCUGCUGCAGCCCGGCGUCGGCGGCGACCCGCUGGCGCUGCCGCCGGGCUCCGUGUGCGUCAAGUACGGCGAGAGCGCCAGCCGCAGCUCGGUGGCCGAGAGCAGCGGCGGCGAGCAGAGCCCCGACGACGACAGCGACGGCCGCUGCGAGCUGGUGCUGCGCGGCGCCGGGGGGGACCCGCGCGUAGCCUCGCCGGCGGCGGGCGGCGGCGGCGGCGGGGGGGGCGGGGGUCUGAAGGCGGCCGAGGGCGGCUGCUCCAACAGCCACGGGCACGGCGGCAGCAAGAAGUCCAAGGAGCAGAAGGCGCUACGCCUCAACAUCAAUGCGCGGGAGCGGCGGCGAAUGCACGACCUGAACGACGCGCUGGACGAGCUGCGGGCGGUCAUCCCCUACGCGCACAGCCCCUCGGUGCGGAAGCUCUCCAAGAUCGCCACGCUUCUCCUGGCCAAGAACUACAUCCUGAUGCAGGCGCAGGCCCUGGAGGAGAUGCGGCGCCUGGUGGCUUAUCUCAAUCAGGGCCAGGCCAUCUCGGCCGCCUCCCUGCCCAGCUCCGCCGCGGCAGCAGCGGCGGCGGCGGCUGCGCUGCACCCCGCCCUCGGCGCCUACGAGCAGGCGGCCGGCUACCCCUUCAGCGCCGGGCUGCCCCCAGCCACCUCCUGCCCGGAGAAAUGUGCCAUUUUCAACAGCGUCUCUUCCAGCCUCUGCAAACAGUGCACGGAGAAGCCUUAA
Molecule: messenger RNA, 903 nt
Organism: Apus apus (common swift)
Lineage: Eukaryota; Metazoa; Chordata; Aves; Apodiformes; Apodidae
Gene: BHLHE22
Product: basic helix-loop-helix family member e22
Exons: 1
Coding region: 1-903 (300 amino acids)
Molecular function (GO): protein dimerization activity
Source: RefSeq, a predicted model, not a curated record